This is a messenger RNA of Macrosiphum euphorbiae (potato aphid), 885 nucleotides long. The record is from the annotation of a GenBank genome assembly. Lineage: Eukaryota; Metazoa; Arthropoda; Insecta; Hemiptera; Aphididae.
AUGCAGUAUAAAAAUAUUUUAAAGCUUGUAACAAAAAUUGUAAACUUUAUAAAUGCCCGAGCAUUAAAUAAAAGGCAAUUUAGUUUAUUAUUAGAAGAUGUAAAUUCUAUUCAUAAAGGACUCGUGAUGUACAAUAAUGUUCGUUGGCUUAGUAGAGGCAACCUUUUAGAACGAUUUAUAGAAUGUUUACACGAAAUGCGUUUAUUUUUGAGUGAAAACCAAAAAAAUUACACUGAAUUAACAGAUAUAAAUUGGUUGUGCAAUUUAAUGUUUUUUACUGAUUUUUGUUUGCAUUUAAAUGAACUCAAUUUAAAAUUGCAAGAAAACCAUAAAUUUAAAUAUUUUCAACAUUUAAACAAAGUCCUGAGUGAAAUUGAAAUCAACGAGACUCCUAAAUUAGAUGAAAAUAUAAACAAUUUUUUAAGUAUCAUAAAAGAAACAAUUCAGCAGUUCAAUAACAGGUUUAUAGAUUUUAAAAACUUUGAAUGUAAUAUUAAGUUCCUCAAAUGCCCUGAUACUUGCAAUUACGAUGAAUUAGAUUUACAUUAUUUUGAAUGGAUGAAUAUAGAUACAUUUGAAUUUGAGUUAAUUGAUCUUCAAUCCUCAAACAUAGUAAAAAAUGCAGAUACUGAAAUUCUUAAAGUCUGGAAUUCGCUUCCAAACACAUUUAACACAUUAAAAAAAGUUGCUCAUUCUAUCCUAUCAAUUUUUUCGUUAACUUAUGCUUGUGAAAGUUUAUUCUCCAUAAUGAAUUUAAUAAAAACGAAGCAGAGAAAUACAUUAAUCGAUGAAACUAGUGCUGCUUGUGUUUCACUGAAAACUACCAACUAUACUCCAGAUAUUAAAAUGUUAUCUUCUAAAAAACAACAACAGAAAUCACAUUAA